AUGAUCCUGGGAAAGAUUUCGGAAAGGGCAGAGAGCCCUGAAACACCCGAGUGUGAUGAAAUCCGAGACCUCGUCACCGUUACAGAGGCUUUGGAUGGUAUGGAGUUGGGGCGCUUCCACGCCUGCCAUUUGCUGCGCAUGAUCUUUUUCUGGGCAGUCCUGGCAAUGACGCAGGAGUGCACUCCGUAUCUUUUUCCAGGCUUGCGGAAGUUCUUGCAAGCGGACGACCGGUUCAUCACCAGCUUCGCGGCGGCCUUUCCACUGGGCUGCGUCGUCGGCUCCGCGGCCGCCAGCUUGCUCUUGGAUCGGCUGGGGCGGAGAGGAACUGUGAUUGCCGUCAGCCCCUUUGCCGUUCUGAUUGUGCUUCGGACGUUACAGUCUGUGGUGUUCGCUACCACGAUAACGGCGCUCAGCACAUGGUACAUCGAGUUUCUUCCCACAACCAAUCGUGGGAUGCUGAUGGCUGCCUACAGCCUUGGUUGGCCUGUGGGCCGUGCAGUUGUGAUCUUCACUGCAUCAUUGGCGAGGACGAACUGGACCAGCUUCAUGGCUGUGACCUCCGCUGGCUUUGCUUUGCUCUUUCUGAUCAUGUCCGUGGCGGAGGAGUCCCCACGCUUCCUCGUGGCUUCUGGCAAGCUGUGCGAGGCCAACGAGGUCCUGACCAAGCUCUAUGCCGUCAACCGGCAGAGUCCGUGGCAGCCUUCCCAGCUUUGCCUCCAUAAGACCCAUGUCGGAAACUCGUCAGGCCGUUGCGCAACUGGCACAGCUUGGUCGCAGCUGCUCGAGAGGGAAAACCGCCAAUUGAUGAUCUUUUCCUUGGCGCUUUUUGGAGUUCUGGCCUCUACUACCGUGCUGCUCGAUACAUGGGGCCCAGGGCUGUACCACUCCUUACUCGCCCCAGAGUCGCAAGAACUGCCAACUGGAAUCCUGAUGCUCUUUAACAUCGGCGACUUGACUGGUGUUGCAAUCUCUAUCAUGAUCGUGGAUCGCAUUGGAAGGGCAGGCAGCUUUGUGGUCGGUUUCUUUGUACAGGGCACGCUGUUGGCUCUCAUAACCUUGGUCUCUGCCCACCAUCCUAUACUGUAUAGCUUGCAAGUUUUUUGCGGGACGCUCAGUGCCGCAUGUCGCUGCUUUGGGUGGGAGUCUGCGCAAAUGUGGACUCUGGAAGCCUUUCCCACUGAAAUCCGAGCCAUUGCUUUCAGUACAUCGACUGCAGCCAUGCGUUUCUUUUCGAUUUUGUCCUUGAGAAUGUCUUCACAAUACGUACACAGCUUGAGCGCUGCCACUUCUCUGCGCUUCCUGGCUGGGAUGCUGAUCGCUGGGGGCUUCCUCAGUACAGGACUGCUGCCCAAGGAGACAGCACAGGAGCCCAUGAGUGAGGGAGGAGAUGUAAAACAUUACUGA
Molecule: messenger RNA, 1404 nt
Organism: Symbiodinium natans
Lineage: Eukaryota; Dinophyceae; Suessiales; Symbiodiniaceae
Source: the annotation of a GenBank genome assembly